This is a messenger RNA of Acanthosepion pharaonis, 714 nucleotides long. NCBI's taxonomy places the organism in Eukaryota, Metazoa, Mollusca, Cephalopoda, Sepiida, Sepiidae. The record is from the annotation of a GenBank genome assembly.
AUGCAAAUAGGAUGGCAAUACGGCAAACUGAGUUUUUUCUUUGUGCCACUGAGCAGAGAAAAUACUUUGCUUGUUCUUCCUUUAUUUACGGUAACCGAUAAUGUGCUAAACGGAAUCUAUCUAUCUAUCUAUCUAUCUAUCUAUCUAUCUAUCUAUCUCGGUCUGUUUAUCUAUCUAUCUAUCUCGGUCUGUUUAUCUAUCUAUCUAUCUAUCUCGGUCUGUUUAUCUAUCUAUCUAUCUAUCUCGGUCUGUUUAUCUAUCUAUCUAUCUCGGUCUGUUUAUCUAUCUAUCUAUCUAUCCUGUUUAUCUAUCUAUCUAUCUAUCUAUCUAUCUAUCUAUCUAUCUAUCUAUCUAUCUCGGUCUGUUCAUCUAUCUAUCUAUCUAUCUAUCUCGGUCUGUUCAUUAUCUAUCUAUCUAUCUCGGUCUGUUCAUUAUCUAUCUAUCUAUCUAUCUAUCUAUUCUGUUCAUUCAUUCUAUCUAUUCAUCUAUCUAUCUAUCUAUCUCUAUCUAUCUAUCUAUCUAUUCAUAUCUAUCUAUCUAUCUAUCUCAGUCUGUUCAUCUAUCUAUCUAUCUCAGUCUGUUCAUCUAUCUAUCUAUCUAUCUAGGUCUGUUCAUCUAUCUAUCUAUCUAUCUAUCUAUCUAUCUAUCUAUCUAUCUCAGUCUUUAAACAUAUACUUACCUUCUAUCUAUCUAUCUAUCUAUCUAUCUAUCUAA